AAUAUUUAUAUUUUGUAAUUGCAGAUGAAAAUCGCCAUCGUUCUCUUCGCCCUCGUCGGCAUGAGCCUCGCCGCUCCAUCCACCUUCACCCUCCAAGAGGAUCUGAAGGAAAUCAAGGACCUCUUCCCCUUGGCCGAGAUGCGCGUCAUCGCCAAGAAGUACUUGGCCACCGAUGAGGAAUUCCAACUGAUCGUCUCUUACUUGCAAGGAAAAGAAUGGGCCAAGCUCGUCGCCGCCGUCAGGGAGCACAAAAGCUGGGUUAGCUUCAAGGACUACUUGAACGAAGCCGGUCUCGAUGUUGAAGCCAUCAUCGCUUUCAUCCACGACUUGAUCGCCAACGCCAGCCCUGAUACCGCCGCAGACAAGCCAUCCGCUUUCGGAAUCCGUCAAUUCUUGGACGAAAUCAUCGCCAUCAUCCCCAAGGACGAGAUCCUCGCCGUCGUCGCCGACAAAAUGGAAAACUCCGCCGACUUCCAAGCUUUCUACGCCAAGAUCUCCAGCCCAAAGGCCAAGGAUCUCUUCGAAGAAGUUAGGGCCAUGAAGGAAGUUCAGCGCAUCGCUGGUCUCUUGAAGAUCAUGGGUGUCGAUGUCCAGAAGAUCGUCGACUUCGUCUACAAAUUCUUGGGAUGGAACUAAAUUUAUAACUGUUUAAUUUCUAUACUUUUCAAAUAAAUACUA
Molecule: messenger RNA, 678 nt
Organism: Nicrophorus vespilloides
Lineage: Eukaryota; Metazoa; Arthropoda; Insecta; Coleoptera; Silphidae
Product: protein G12-like
Exons: 1
Coding region: 25-636 (203 amino acids)
Source: RefSeq, a predicted model, not a curated record